Messenger RNA from Dendronephthya gigantea, 2214 nucleotides. RefSeq names its product lysosomal acid lipase/cholesteryl ester hydrolase-like. Bases 127 to 1329 code for a protein of 400 amino acids. The transcript has 7 exons. Gene Ontology annotation, molecular function: hydrolase activity, acting on ester bonds. The record is from RefSeq and is a predicted model, not a curated record. Gene Ontology annotation, biological process: lipid metabolic process. NCBI's taxonomy places the organism in Eukaryota, Metazoa, Cnidaria, Anthozoa, Malacalcyonacea, Nephtheidae.
CUUGACCUCUUUGGCUGUCAAGGCCUUUGCAGUUUGCAAUAUAGCCUAUAGGUGUCUAGUUAUAGCAAGACGUACUGUACCUUACUGCUAGCUGUGUUGGUCUCUAGACUCUGCGAUUUUCGUACUAUGUAUGGCUUGUUGUUUAUUUUGCUGUUCCAAAUUACAUACCUCGACGCACGGACUGACCCUGAAGUCAAUUUUAAUGUGCCUCAAAUGAUUGAAUAUUGGGGCUACCCUGCAGAAGAACACAAGGUGCAAACUCUUGAUGGCUACAUAUUAAAGAUUCAUCGCAUUCCACAUGGAAAGAAUGAAAAAUAUUCAAGUAGCAACAAACCAGUUGUCUUCCUACAGCAUGGCCUGUUGUGUUCAUCCAGUAACUGGGUAUCAAAUCUCCCCAGUGAAUCACUAGGUUACCUCUUGGCUGAUGCAGGUUUUGAUGUGUGGUUGGGUAAUGUACGUGGAAAUACUUAUGGUUUAGAACAUGUUACUCUAAAACCUGAUCAAACAGAAUUCUGGGACUUCAGCUGGGAUAAAAUGGCACUUUAUGACUUACCAGCAAUGAUUGACUAUGUGUUAAAUACUACAAAAAUGGCAUCACUUGGUUACAUUGGACACUCUCAAGGGACCAUGAUGGCAUUUGCUGGUUUGUCUUUGUAUAAAGAACUGGCAGGCAAAGUCAAUGUUCUAAUUGCACUUGGUCCUGUUGCCACAGUUGGAAAUAUAACAAGUCCUAUAAGAUACCUUGCACCUUUUUCUAAAGAUGUAGAGUUUCUUUGCAAGUUUAUUGGAGCAUGUGGGUUUGACUUCUUGCCAUCUGAUGCUUUCAUGAAAUUUCUCGCCACGUUUCUUUGUGGUCAUAAAGAAUUCGAAGAUAUUAUCUGCGAAAAUGUGAUGUUUUUGUUAUGUGGUUAUGAUGCUGCUCAGUUAAAUAAGACUCGUCUUCCGGUCUAUAUUUCCCACACUCCUGCGGGAACGUCAGUAAAGAACAUUAUUCAUUAUGGUCAGAUGGUCGAAUCUGGGAAAUUUCAAAGGUUCAACUAUUACAAUAAAAAGGACAAUUUGGAUCAUUAUAACAUGACUGAACCACCUGUAUUUAACGUGUCCCAUGUUUCUGUACCGACUGUACUAUAUUACGGCGAGCAUGACUGGUUGGCUGACCCACGCGAUGUAGCUUCACUGGCCAAAGCUCUACCAAACGUUAUUUACAGUCAAGAGAUACCGAAGUGGGAGCAUCUUGAUUUCAUAUGGGGUCUUGAUGCAAGUAGAUUGGUCUACAAACCUCUUUUGAAAUAUUUGAAUGAGUAUGCUAUGUUGGAGAUUAUGGCAUAAAAUGUUCCGAAUCAAUGAAAAUACUGUAGCUAUCUAUAUAUCAAUGAGUAUGAAACGUCGGCCAUUAUAUUUUUAUAAUUUUAGAUCGCAUGUUACGAUUUAUGGCUGCACGAUUUUUAUUGUCUUUAGAUAAACAAAUUCUUCAUAGUCAAUUUGACCGGGGCCAAAGGCCCAUAUGCAGACCGAACACGAUUAGCUUGGCUUGCCCAAGACGUCAGUAUCUUCAUUGCUUGGAACAUCUAUUGCGAACAAAUCAAAAUUGGGGGUUCAUUUUGACGUAUUAAAUUGGUGUUAAUUCAAAAUGAGUAUCUACGAGUAAUUUCGAAAAAAUCUAUUUUAAAGAAACAAGGGGAAAUUUCGUUUUGAACUGAUCGGCAGGCUAAGCCAAUUAGAAUGCCUAAAUAUUUAAUACUUUAUGUAAGAUGGUUAAUGGUAAAUAAUGUAUCUUUUUAUCGGAAAUGGUUACUGAAAUGUAGACAUAAUGUCUGAUUGGUCUAAAACGAAAUUCCUCCUUGUUUUUUAAAGAAUAUUAUAUUCGAUGGAGAAUGCAAUUAGUAAUGAGAAUAAUUCGUGACUGAAAGUGCCUGAUAAUCAUGCUUUAUGAAUGCAACCUAAAGUUAUCUUUAAAGGAAACAAACUUAAAAGUUGUGCUGCAUAAGAUUAUGUUGACUACCCUUCGCAAUCUAUAGUUCUUAUUCACAAUUACAAGUCGUCGCGCUUUCUAUCUGUGCCCGGCGCAUGAAAAAUGGUAGCUGCAUCACCUGCAUGCAUCAGUCGGCGUGCUCUUAAUUCGUUCGGUACAUGAGAAACGCGAUGAUGUAAUUAUUAAAUUUUAGAGAAUGAAAGAAAUUAGUAUAUUAAUAUAUUUAAUUAGAGAAGGAAGGA